Asterias rubens (European starfish) is the source of this 1753-nucleotide messenger RNA. RefSeq names its product 1-phosphatidylinositol phosphodiesterase-like. Bases 134 to 865 code for a protein of 243 amino acids. The transcript has 2 exons. Gene Ontology annotation, molecular function: phosphoric diester hydrolase activity. The record is from RefSeq and is a predicted model, not a curated record. Lineage: Eukaryota; Metazoa; Echinodermata; Asteroidea; Forcipulatida; Asteriidae. Gene Ontology annotation, biological process: lipid metabolic process.
CAUUUAUUCGCGUUAUGAAUGGCAUUACCUUCCGGUUUCAAACAUUAAUAUGACUGCAUAUAUUGCGCAAUCUGUCUACAUUUAGUCAUCAAAAUACCUGUUUUUGUCUCUCUUCUGGACUCAGUAAAAAUUCAUGUGGAUCAGUGAAGGAACCCACUGCACGAUGAGCCAAUAUGGUGGCCCAUCGCAUCAGUGUCAAACACUGCCUUUAUCCAAGCAAUAUGAAACAGGAAUUCGAUUUGUCGAUAUACGAUGCCGACAUUUCAACGAUGGCCUACUGAUCCAUCAUGAUGUUAUCUACCAGCUUGCAAACUUGGACAAUGUUCUUGAGGUGACGGAGAAGUUCUUAGACGCACACGACACAGAGAUCGUCUUUAUGCGCAUUGAUGAAGAGUGUAAACCAGAGAGCAACACUACGACCUUUGCUGAAGCUGUCCAACUUUGUCUCAAUAGGUUCUCAUCUACUCUAUUUUAUCAAGGGGAGGAGUUUCCAUUGGUGGAGGAAGCUCGGGGAAAACUUGUAGUUCUACGAGACUAUGAUGGUGGUUCGGGAUCAGUCGGGCUUCCAUACGGGUCUUUAGAUGUUAAAGAUGGGGGGAAGAUCCCGAGUUUACUUCUUGAAGACAUUGAGGCAAAAUGGCAUACCGUAAGGAGCAAUCUUGACAGAGCCAAGCAAGGAUCAGUCAGCUCUAUGUACCUUACCUAUUGUAGUGGCACUAGUGCGCUGGCUUGGCCACUUGCUGUUGCAGAGCGUGUGAACUCGUACUUGUCGGAUUUCUUGAAGGGAAAAACUAGAUGGGGAAUUGUUGCCAUGGAUUUCCCUGAUGCUGAGCUCAUCGGUAAAAUUAUCAAGUCAAAUUUUUAAGCGUUUGGUUCACACUUAAACUGAAAGUGUGUUAUUCCUGCUGAUUUCAAUACACAGAAUUACUAAGGUAUUUCGGAUUCGUCCAUGGAUUCGUCCACCAGUUAUGACAAGACAGUAAGAUUUUAACUGAUUGGUAACUUUUGGGGAAUAAUAUUGCCGAAUAUUUCCGAUAUUUGUAUUAAGGUAAACUUAGGCAACAUCUGUAACAUUGAAAUACCUCAUGAUCACUUCAUGGUCGCUCUGUAUUGCUUUGCUUUGGUAAUUAAUAAUGCCGGGAAAUAAGCAAAAUUCGAUGGCAACCCAAUCCAAGACGUUCUAUUUGUUUGGGAUUCAUAGGUUAAAAACCAAAAUAUUUGUGUCUUUAUUUAAAAUGAAAACUAUAGACAAGAAUAGUUUGAUUGGUAUUGAUCCAUUUUAUUAUACAUCAUUUUUAAUCAUAAUAGACAAUAAGUGUACAUUUAAGACCAAAACAAAGCUAAUUCUUUGACAAAAAGACACUUUUUACGAGCAAAACAUCCUUACAUUCAGGUAAUUCUAAAUAGUGGUUUUAUCAAGGUUGAUAAAUAAAUAGAAAAUUAAAUCAAAUCAUGUUAAACUUCAAAGGUUAAAGUUAUAGCUGUGUAUAUAAGUUACUCAAAAAGUAUUCACCAAAGUUUAUGGGAACAUGAAGGCCUUGUUCCUAUUUCCAAGUUUUUUAUCAUUGCUAGGAAAUGAAUGGUCACUCUGUAUUGCUUUGCUUUGGUAAUUAAGAAUGCUCAGACUAUAUGAAUACACUGAGGACAGGACUGUGGUAUCCCAAGUAGCCUGAAAUUAAACAGGCAGUGGACACUAUUGGUUAUUGUCAAAGACUAGCCUUCACAGUUGGUGUAUCUCAACAUAUGCACAAAA